UAUUAUUGAUAAACUAUAAAGUCCUAAAUCAGUCAAAGCCUUGAAUGAAUGAAAAAUGAAUAUUGAUGAGUUUUUCACGGACUUCAAACGCGAUAUUCAAGAAAUAAGACAGUGUAGAAGAAAGACACUGCGAGCUAGGAAAAAAUAUAAAAUGAGGUUCAAUCCUCUAAACAUGCCGGACGAUACUUUCAGACUAUACUAUAGAUUUACUAAGCAGAACAUGCUGAAAAUUGUUGAUUUACUACGAAAUGAUCUAGAAGUGGAUUUGCGUGGGGGUGGAGUUCCAGUUGAACUGCAAGUGAUGGCAGUUAUUAGAUAUUGGGCUCGUCAUGGGAUUCAAGAGAACUGUGCUGACAUCCACGGAAUAAGUCAGCAAACGUUGUCGCGCUUAGCUCAAAAAGUUUCUAUCGCAUUAUGUUGUAAAAGUUCGCAGUAUAUUAAAAUGCCAGAAAAUUUUACAGAGGAAUCAACCAUUAUGCAUCAAUUUGAGGAAAUAAGUGGCAUGAAAAACAUAACUGGUGUCUUAGAUUGUACCCACAUCAAGAUCCAAAAAAUAAGUGAUAAUAAUGGUCAAUCUUUUAUGAACAGUCAGGGACAGUACUCAAUUAAUACACAAAUUAUCUGUGAUGCCAAUCUGAAAAUACGAGAUAUUGUAUGUCGCUGGCGAGGCAGUACCGACGAUGCAAAGAUAUAUAAUGAUAGCUCAAUUAAGAGGCGUUUUGAAGAAAAUGAAUUUGUUGGAAAACUAAUUGGUGAUUGUGCAUAUCCCUGUACCCCACAUCUUCUCACACCAGUUCUCAGACCUAUAACUCAAGCAGAAGAAAGAUAUAAUCAAAGUUUCUUUGAAACUCAUAAUGUUGUCCAACAAUGCAUGAGUGUUUGGAAGGAAAGAUUUCGAAUUUUACAAGAUGUCAUUAGGGGCUCAUUAAACACAGCCAAAACAACUGUAGUUGCUUGUGCAGUACUACAUAAUAUAGCAAUGCAAUUAAAUGAACCAAUUCUCAAAGACACAGGUCUAAUGAAAAGUGAGACUGCUAUAGUUGAAGAACCAAAUUUAUUUGUUGAUGAUGGGAAUGAUAUACACAGAAACCAGUACAUAGAGGAGUAUUUUAAUACAUAAGAAAAAAAAUUUUUCUUAGGACAGGAAAAGCUAUGAGUCAAAGCAGUUUAGAUUAGAUUAAAACAAUGCUUCAAGAUAUAUAUAUACCUUAUAUAUUGAUAGCUUCCUUUUCAUGAUGACUUUUUCUAUAUAAUGGCAAUUAUAAAACCUGAAAAUGUGCAAUCCCCUGUGCCAUUAGUAUUCAUAUAUUGAGUUUAUACUGUAUUCAAUCUUUUCAUUCAAAUUCCACAGCUUGCAUAUAGAAUUACAAAUAAAUUAGUGCUUAGCCAGGAAUUGAACCUAUACACACAGGGAUAAAAAUCACAUAUUUUCACAAAUCUGCUUCCUGCAUAUUUAUUUAUUAUUUUAUAUUUUUUUUAUUUAUUAAGAAAUUUAACGCCCCAUGUGUUGUCUUGAAAUUGAUUUAAUAAACUCUUGUAUCUAGUGUCAAGGUAUCAAUUAAACAAAGCCUUUCUUAUUGACCUGUAUAUUUACCUAAGUGUAAAGGAGCGUAUUUACAAGGUGGACAUCCGUGUUUACCCUACCUUAACUUACACAUUAGUUUAAAGAUAAAAUUGCUUCUUUUCAUUCCAUUGCCUUUUUAGUAACAAAUUAUUGUUAAUACAUUCCAUUAAAGACAGAAUUGUACAAUACAAAACGUCUUACUUGAUAUUGGGUACAGUACACAUACUAU
Messenger RNA from Pieris rapae (cabbage white), 1793 nucleotides. RefSeq names its product putative nuclease HARBI1. The transcript has 4 exons. Lineage: Eukaryota; Metazoa; Arthropoda; Insecta; Lepidoptera; Pieridae. Bases 56 to 1120 code for a protein of 354 amino acids. The record is from RefSeq and is a predicted model, not a curated record.